Penicillium expansum is the source of this 2199-nucleotide messenger RNA. RefSeq names its product Zn(II)2Cys6 transcription factor. Lineage: Eukaryota; Fungi; Ascomycota; Eurotiomycetes; Eurotiales; Aspergillaceae. The transcript has 3 exons. Gene Ontology annotation, biological process: DNA-templated transcription; regulation of DNA-templated transcription. The record is from RefSeq and is a predicted model, not a curated record. Gene Ontology annotation, molecular function: zinc ion binding; DNA-binding transcription factor activity, RNA polymerase II-specific; DNA binding. Bases 1 to 2199 code for a protein of 732 amino acids.
AUGGCCGAUCCCGGGGGCCAAGCCGGGACAACCCACUCGCGGUCCUCUGCGCCACGGGUCCGCCUCACCUGUGAAGCAUGUCGCCAGCGCAAGGUGAAAUGUGACAAGUCAAGUCCUUGCACAAGUUGUCAUCGACUUGGCCUCGUGUGUGUUCCUGUGGAACGCGCGCGUCUCCCGCGCGGUCGCACGCGAAAACCCGAGCGCAUUGUAGGCUCGGACAAGGAACUCUCUGAGCGGGUAGCGAGGCUCGAGAAACUUCUCAAAAAAGUCGCCAAUGAGCAAGGAGAUGAACAAAAGGCUUUCUCAGCUGUCACUGUGCCUGCAUCUCCAUACACACAGCAGCAGUCGGUGGUAGGGGCCAGCAAUGCCGGUCCUAAUACUCAGCAGGAUCGGAAUGAGAACUUAUUCGGCGCAGGUCAACCACAUCUUCCUCGCCCUUCAACUGCCUAUGUUGGGGGGCCAUUUUGGGAGGAUAUCAUGCAGCAGACCCAAGAAUUGCGCAGUGUCCUGGAAGGUCGUCUAGAAAAUGGGGACCGCGGUGUUGAAGAUUCAGCAGCUGGCUUUGGCACAUCGCUUGUGAGCUCAGAAAGCCCUGAAAGCUUGUCUAACUCACCCCAGGUCAACAGAAGAUUAAGUCUUCAACCCCAAAUCCGGCACAGGCUAUGCGACAUUUUCUUCCACAAUGUCGAUCCUCUCUUCAAAAUUUUACAUCGGCCGUCGCUACAAGCAUAUAUUAAGGAUGGGAUGCCUUACCUUGACUAUGAGCAGGAUCAUCAAGCGCCAGCUACCCUUGCUUCGGCUAUUUAUCUUUGCGCUGUCUGUACUCUCGACGAAGUGGAAUGCCAGUCAAUUUUCAGUACGAGCAAAAAUACAAUAGUCGCAGAAUUCCACCAGGAAACCGAAUUAGCGCUCGCCAAGGCGGACUUUGUCACGACGAACGAUCUCACUGUUCUGCAGGCUUAUAUCAUCUCUCUGCUCGCCGCUCGAUCUCAAGACCAAAGCCGAAGGGUCUGGACCAUGUUGAGCAUGGCACUCCGAGUAGGCCAGGCAUUAUCCCUCCACAUCCCCCAGCCACCAUUCACAGUGCGCCCUUUCGAGCACGAGAUGCGCAAGCGAGCAUGGCUAGGAAUCGGCAUUCUCGAUGUAGCAGCCUCACUAGACAGGGCAUCCGAGCCGAUGAUGCAAUCUGUAUGGAUCGACUACAACCUACCGUCUAAUAUCAACGACGAGGACCUCUGGUUCGAUAUGCCAGGGCCAGUCCACGAACACACAGAUGGCAGAUUUACAGACAUGACGCACACCUUGAUUACCGCAGCGGCAACGUCUGUGACAAGAACACUCGCAUUUUCGGACCUCACUGAGCCAGCUGUGAGUAUCAUGAGUUUGCGGCAGCAAGUCGUCCACGAUUUCCAACAAAAAGCGUCAGACCUUCUGAGCGGAUGUAGGCCCGACCUGUCGGAAUUCCAGUGGUACGCGCAAAAGGUAGCAGGUGUUACGGGCAGCUGGCUGCAGCUAGCCUGUCUCCGGCCUCUACAACGAAGCUAUAAUUUUGUACCCCCGAAAAUUCAAGAGAACGCCCUCCUCAAAAUCGCAGCUGACAAUCUGCACUGGUCGCAGGAGGCAUACAACUACCCAGGCGCCAGGUCUUGGCGGUGGUAUGUCUCGAUGUGGGUUCCGUGGCACGCAUUGGCUGUGGCCCUUGCCGAACUCUGCGUCUGCAAAAGUCCCGCGGUAAUUUCAAAGUACUGGACUGUCGUUGACGACGUCUACCAACGCUCGCGGCUUAUAAUUGCAGAUUCCCAGCAGGGAAUGCUCUGGAAGCCUUUGGAGAGGCUCAUGUCACAGGCGAAAACGCGAAGAACUGAGCUUCUCGGUGUUAAUGUUGAUACUUCCCACCAAGCGGCGUGUCCGUAUUUCGACGGCAUCUCUUUUGGGCCUUUUUCGAAACAACCUGAACCUCAACAGGAUCCCACGGAUUUUUCGCUUGGUUUGAGAGAGGCCAUUGAUGCACCGCGCGAUUCGCAUGUCGCGGAAGUGCCGACUUCCUUUGCGCCGGUGCCCUGGCCCAAUGUGUGGGAUGCGAUGGAUUUGAGGGACCCGACCUUACAAAGUGGCUCCGAUGACAAUGCUUGGUUGAGUUACGAGAACUUCAUCGAAAAUGUUUACGAUAGCGUUGAUUCCAUUUUCUUGCCGCGGUGA